Molecule: messenger RNA, 2241 nt
Organism: Exophiala spinifera
Lineage: Eukaryota; Fungi; Ascomycota; Eurotiomycetes; Chaetothyriales; Herpotrichiellaceae
Exons: 6
Coding region: 1-2241 (746 amino acids)
Source: RefSeq, a predicted model, not a curated record
AUGGCAAAAGAAGCUUUUCCAUUGGCGACAAUCGAAUCAGAAGUUGCUAGUCUCCCUUUGCCGAGGCUUCUACCAAAUCUGGUCGCUGAUCGGGCAUCAAGAGAACCACAUAAAAUUUGGGGCUCAAUACCUGUCAAUCUUCAAAUAACUAGAGCUGGGUACGAAGAUAUAUCGUACCGCCGGCUUAACUACGCCAUCGACAGGGCAGCAUAUUGGAUGCACAAUACCCUCGAGCCAGGCAGACUUCGGGCAUUUGAGCCUCUGGCAUACCUUGGCCCUCCCGACACCAGGUACAUCAUUUUUGCCCUAGCGGCAAUUAAGGCAGGCUUUCAAAUGCUAUACCUCUCGCCCAGAAACAGCUAUGAGGUACAAUAUGCUGUUAUGAAGGAGGCAGAAUGUCAUAAAUGGCUUUUUGCAGCCGAGAUGAAACCAAAGGUGGAGGGCUUGGUCGCAAAUAGACCUCCACAAGUCUUGAAUAUGACUAGUUGUCAGACAGAGUGUUUAGACGACACUUUAAACAUUACUCCGGGAGUGGCUGAGUUGUUGACAGAUGAACCGACCCAUGCUUUUGGCUACAACAGGUCGCUCGAAGAGAUGGGACCCAUUGGUUAUGCUUCAUACAUCAAGGUGUGUGCUGGUGCCACCUACCUGACAACCGUCACUACUGGCUUGCCCCAACUGAUUCCUCUGACUCAGGGAUACGGCUUCCGUGAAGACGUCAUACAGUACUACCCGACAGAAGACAGACUGGACAUUCACACUCGCAAGCCAUUUGAUGGUGAUUGCAGAUUGUUUCUGGCCAUGCCUCUUUUUCACGCCGGUGGAGUCCUGCUAGGUCUCCUGAAAUCACUCUAUCACGACAUUGUGAUGGUGUUUCAGCCUCCGGCAGUUCCCCUGAGUGCUGCAGUCGUCAGUGGGAUCCUCCGCCACGGAAAGUGUGAUGGCACUGUCAUCCCCCCCUUCUUGAUGGAGGAGAUGCUGAGUGUUUCUGAAUAUUUCGACACUCUUGCCGCGCUUAAAUUCGUGCAAUUUGGCUCUGGACGCCUGAGCAAGUACUGUGGUGACACCUUACUCACGCGACAAAAGUCUUGCCCACAUUUCAUGGGUACUUCCGAAAGUGGGAUCGACAUGAGGUCCAUCGAUGAUUCCAGCAGCCUCUGCGAGCUUUACAUCAAGAAAAUCGGCGUUGAUAUUCCCGGAUUACAGCCUAUCUUCGAGCUCUUUCCUCACCUGACCGAGUGGGCAACGAGAGACCUCUACGUGCAGCACCCCGAAAAGCCGUGUUUGUGGCGCACCUGCGGCCGGGCUGACAACGUGAUUGUUCUGUCAACUGGUGAAAAGCUGAAUCCAGUUGACACAGAGUCACUUAUUGCAAAAGCACAUCCUGCCAUUACUGGUGCGUUGGUCGUUGGGCAGGGAAGAUUCCAGCCGGCACUACUCUUGGAAGUCAAAGGCAUAGAUCGUAACAAUGAAUCCGAGAAAAACGAGUUAUUGAACGCCAUCUGGACCACGAUCGAAGCCGCAAAUAAGACUGCUCCCAAGCACGGACAACUCACGGCGCCUUUGACACUUUUUUCGUCGCCAGAGAAGCCAUUUCUGCGCACACCAAAACUCAGCGUUAGAAGAAAGCCAACAGCAGACCUGUAUCUCGAAGAGAUCGAAGCAUUAUAUUGCCAGGUAGAAACAGAGGCGCGAAACAUUGACCACAGUGACGUUCCAAAGAAUGUCGAUCUCAGCGACCGGGAAUCAAUCCAAAAUUCUGUGCAGCUCCUUAUAGGAAAUGUAACUGGUUGGGCCACCAAUCCUUCCCAGGAGACUGAUCUGUUCAUGCAAGGAAUGGACUCACUCCAUGUUGUCCGUCUGGUCCGACCUAUAAAGGCAGCGGUGAAGGGUUCUAUGAGGCUCGAUCGAAUCGCCGAUUUAACUUCAAAAAUCAUCUAUAACAACCCAACUAUCGGAUCCCUGUCGGAAGCAUUAAACGACAUAAUUCAGGACUAUCCUACGAGUGGGCCACCUGAUAUAGGGAAAACAGAUCAAGGUGGCGCCGAAGAUCAAGCUCGCGGGAAGAGCCUUCAACAGCUAAUCGACAGAUGGACACAAGACUGGGACUGGCCUCUCGAGAUUCUAAGAAAUGGCUCAACGGGAUCCCUAGGAUCGCACAUUCUCGAAAAGCUUCUCCAUCAUCCAUCGGUUUCGAAAGUUGUGUGUUUGAAUCGCGCCGUCAAUACAGCAGCGAAAUAA